Messenger RNA from Funneliformis geosporum, 1953 nucleotides. The record is from the annotation of a GenBank genome assembly. NCBI's taxonomy places the organism in Eukaryota, Fungi, Glomeromycota, Glomeromycetes, Glomerales, Glomeraceae.
AUGGUUUCCCAAUUAGCCAUAUUGGGCUCGCUUUUGUUCGUAGUUCUUUCAUUUCUUGUCAAUCUUAUUUACAAGCCAAUAGGAUGUAAAAACAUCCCUGGUCCAUCCCUUCAUUUGGGUACUCGUUUUCUGAUGUUUAUUCAGCUUCAUUUCUUUCAAACGGUACCAGUAUUCACGGAGUUUUGGUGUAGGCGUUAUGGAGACACCGUCGGUGUCUGGAUAAAUGGUGGUUACACCAUUGCAUCUUGUGAUGCCGAUUUUGUUCAGAAAAUUCUUGGCGGCACCCAUGCUAGCAAUUUUAUAUCACGAACAGGCAAUGACGAUGGUUUGAAAGCAAUAGGAAUGUAUCAAAAAGGAAUCAUUUGGAAUAACGACGUCCCAAAAUGGACCCUUCAAAGGCGCAUCUUUCAAUCUGGAUUAAGUUCCAACGUUCGUAAAAAGGCCUUUGACGUUGCGUUAGAGAAUGCUCGACAAGAAAUCAAGGGCAUAAAGGCUACCGCCCAAGACAAUAAUACGGUACCAACCAUUGAUCUCUUAAAUUUCCUUCGUCAUUCUACCCUUGCCAUAACACUUGACGUGGCCCUAGGAAUCCAAUUAGAUCGAGAACGAUCACAGUACCUGAUCGACUGUAUUGUUGACUACUUUAAGGCGUGGGAAUUUUUCUUAAUGAAACCGCGCUUUAUCUGGCCUUUAUUUCCGUUACGUUAUUUUCAUCACAAGAAAGCAGUCUCAAAGUUGCAAGAAUUGAUUCGGAAUCUAGUUUCAACUCUGAACUCACAGGCGGCUCCUUUCCUAUCGCACCUUCACGAGAAUGAAUUAACAAUCGAAGAGAUCAAUCAAUGCGUUCUUGAAAUGGUCCUUGCGGGAACGGAUACAUCUUCCGUAAGUUUAUAUUACACCUUUAUUCUUCUUACAGAAAAUGAGAAGAUACAAAACCAAUUAUUGGAUUCUCAAGAUGAUUCAUUCUUAGAAUCAAUUUUACGGGAAUCUAUGAGAAUAAUGCCCGUCGGUCCGGUCAUAAUCAGGAAAGCGAUUGCCGAUUGUGAUAUUUCAGGAACGCGAAUACAAGCAGGCACAAAUAUAGUGAUAAACGUUGCUCGAAUGAACAGACACCCAAAGUGGUUUCAAGAUCCGUUAAAGUUUAAUCCUCAACGCUUUCAAAUUAACGAGGAUUUGGCUGCUCUCUCUGCAACUAUGGGAGGGAAAGGACCAAGAUCUUGUGUAGGCCAGAAUCUGGCGAUGGUUGAAAUGAAACCCAUUCUUCGGGAGCUUAUGACAGCAUUUAAAUUUACACGAGAAAAAGAUGCCAAGGCAUUUAUCGAAACCGAAACUAAAUGGGAUAUCGCCUUGCAACCAGUUAUCAGAGAAAAAUUAACUGUUCUUCCACGGAAGGGCAUCGUGCUAGUUGGAGCACAUAGCGUUGGAAAAUCGACUUUAUCCAAAUUAAUUCGGAGUCGUAUAAAUGCGGUUUUGAUUGACGAGACCGCAAGAACGGUGAUGAAGCAAUUAAACAUGAACGCGGAUUUAAUCAAAAAUGAUCCGGAAAAAUCUUUAAAUUUGCAAGCUUCCAUAAUUAAAUUUCAAUGCGAAAGAGAAGAAAAAUUCAAGCAUGAAUGCGCAAUAUAUGAUCGAUCUGCACUGGAUGCUCUAGUAUAUGCGAAAUCGUUUUGCGGAAAACAAUGGGAGAGUUUAUUGGAAAUGCCGGAAACAAAUAAAUGUAUUGAAAGAUACAAACAAUCUGAUAAAUAUUUGGUCUUUAUAAUUGAACCGCAUAUGGAAUGCUUGAAAGAUGACGGAACCCGCAUGAUGUCUAAUAAUUACCAAGAAUGGAAAGCGUUCUCUGAGGAGUUCAAAAUUGUAAUGAACGAUUAUAAAAUCAAUUACCGUGUUAUAAAUGAGCUAGACCUGGAACAACGGUUUUCAAUAGUAUUCCAAGCACUAUUUGGUAUGUAG